Kogia breviceps (pygmy sperm whale) is the source of this 1840-nucleotide messenger RNA. It is a transcript of the gene OXA1L, whose product is annotated as OXA1L mitochondrial inner membrane protein. Gene Ontology annotation, biological process: protein insertion into mitochondrial inner membrane from matrix. The record is from RefSeq and is a predicted model, not a curated record. Gene Ontology annotation, molecular function: membrane insertase activity. Gene Ontology annotation, cellular component: mitochondrial inner membrane. NCBI's taxonomy places the organism in Eukaryota, Metazoa, Chordata, Mammalia, Artiodactyla, Physeteridae.
CUGAGUGCGCAGACGCGAACAUAAGCCCUCUUCCUGGUAAGAUGGCGCUGGGGUUGAUGCGCGGACGCCGGGAGCUUCUCCGCCUGCUACUGCCCCAGCGUCAGUUCCACAGCGUCGCAGGGCCUUGCCAAUGGCCCCGGAAAGCCCUGACAGCGGGGCUCCGGUUCCCAGCUGUCCGCUGCUGCGGGCACCCGCACUAUGUCCUCCUCGCGGCCCCAGGCCCCCGGGGCCUCAGUACCUCUGCCAUCUCUUUUGCAGAAGCCCAGGUUCAGGCCCCUCCGGUCAUUCCUGCAACUCCCCCACCUACAGCAGUACCUGAGGUGGCUUCUGGAGACACUGCAGAUAUCAUCCUGGCUGCUGCAGAACAGAGCUUCACGGAGCUUGGGCUGGGGUCAUACACCCCAGUGGGACUGAUCCAGAACUUACUGGAAUUUAUGCAUGUUAACCUAGGCCUACCUUGGUGGGGGGCCAUUGCUGCAUGUACAGUCCUUGCCCGCUGCCUGGUGUUUCCUCUCAUCGUGAAGGGCCAGCGAGAGGCAGCUAACAUCCACAACCACUUGCCAGAGAUUCAGAAGUUUUCCGCUCGAAUCAGAGAGGCCAAGUUGACAGGAGACCACGCUGAAUUUUACAGGGCGUCCUCGGAGAUGACGUUCUACCAGAAAAAGCAUGAUAUUAAACUCUUUCGACCUCUCAUUCUACCUCUGACUCAGGCCCCGAUCUUCAUCUCCUUCUUCAUUGCCUUGAGAGAAAUGGCUAAUCUUCCCGUGCCCAGCCUGCAGACAGGUGGCCUCUGGUGGUUCCAGGAUCUCACACUAUCUGACCCCACUUACAUAUUACCUCUGGUGGUCACUGCUACGAUGUGGGGUGUCCUUGAGCUAGGUGCUGAAACUGGCAUGCAAAGUUCUGACCUUCAGUGGAUGAGAAAUUUUAUCAGAUUGAUGCCCCUGGCAGUCUUGCCCAUAACUAUCCACUUCCCCUCGGCAGUGUUCAUGUACUGGCUCUCCUCCAACAUGUUUUCCCUGGGCCAGGUGGCCUGCCUCCGUAUUCCAGCUGUACGCACUGUACUUAAAAUCCCCCAGCGUGUUGUGCAUGACUCAGACAAAUUACCUCCCCAGGAAGGCUUCAUAAAUAGCUUCAAAAGAGGCUGGAAGAAUGCCGAAAUAGCACAUCAGCUACAGGAGCGUGAACAACGCAUGAAGAAUCACUUGGAGCUAGCAGCCAGGGGUCCCUUACGACAGACCUUUACCCACAACCCUCUGCUACAGCAUGGAAAGAAUGGACCUCCCAGCACCCCCAAUAGCAGCAGCAACAAACCAAAGUCAAAGCAUCCCUGGAGUGACACACUUGGCUGAAUUCUCCUCCCUGCUUAUACUGGCAGGAACACUCUCUCUCUUCAGAGACUCAGCCUUAGAACAAGAACUGAUGCUGGGUCCUUGCCCCAGACCUAGAAACUGUGGGACAUGUUGAUGUUCAUUUUAAAAGUGGAUUCCACUACAGACUUUUCCACCUAAGUGUAAAAGAACACUGGGGAGCCGAGUGAUCUUCCCAUCCGCUGAGUUAGUAAACUUCCGUACUGCAUGCUGCUCCCUGACACUUCUUAAACAGGGAAAUGGACUGAGUGCUUCAGAGAAAAGAAUAGGUUGGUUGGGUGGUGAUUGUUCUUGUUGGCCCAUGCUCUUAGGAGGCGUCUCAGUGUUGUAACCUGGCAUUAAGGGCUUAGAUGUGUUGUCCCAUCCGUACUUGCUUUGUGGGCAGAGGUAUGUGUGGUAAGUGGAGACUAUCUGGAGGAACCACAUUCAUUUACCCCAAGAUUUACCUAUAAAAUAUCCUUCAAGAAGUA